Messenger RNA from Octodon degus (degu), 6143 nucleotides. RefSeq names its product thyroid hormone receptor beta (gene Thrb). The coding region runs from base 178 to 1608 and encodes 476 amino acids. The record is from RefSeq and is a predicted model, not a curated record. Gene Ontology annotation, biological process: cell differentiation; retinoic acid receptor signaling pathway; negative regulation of transcription by RNA polymerase II. Lineage: Eukaryota; Metazoa; Chordata; Mammalia; Rodentia; Octodontidae. Gene Ontology annotation, molecular function: nuclear receptor activity; zinc ion binding; RNA polymerase II cis-regulatory region sequence-specific DNA binding. The transcript is spliced from 7 exons.
AAGUAAGGCAGGCUGGGUUGCUGUGUUGGUGGUGGUUAUUCAUCGUCCCUUCUCGUUUCAUGUGUAUGUAUGUAUGCUUCUCAGUGUAUAUGCCUGGCUCUCAGGGUGUAUGGGGCUGCUGAGUGCAUGUGUAGAGUGUGUGUAUAUGUAAAGUAGAAAUUGAACCAGGCUAACAGAAUGAACUACUGUAUGCAAGAAAUAUAUGAAGUGCACCCAGCUGCCAGUAGCAACUGCUACAUGCAAUCUACUGGUUAUUACACAUAUUUUGAAGAUAGUCCGGGUUCCAGUGGUUGUGAUGUUCAGGCUGUGCCCAGUGACAGCAUAUAUAUGGAACAGGCCUGGGCAGUGAAUCAGCCUUAUACCAGUAGUUACCCUGGAAACAUGUUUAAAAGCAAGGACUCUGACUUGGACAUGGCCCUGAAUCAAUACAGCCAACCUGAAUAUUUCACUGAAGAAAAGCCUACUUUUUCUCAAGUGCAGUCGCCAUCGUAUUCUCCAAAAAAAGGGUACAUCCCCAGCUAUUUGGACAAGGAUGAGCUCUGUGUGGUGUGUGGCGACAAAGCCACGGGGUACCACUAUCGCUGUAUCACAUGUGAAGGCUGCAAGGGUUUCUUUAGAAGAACCAUUCAGAAAAAUCUCCAUCCAUCCUAUUCCUGUAAAUAUGAAGGAAAAUGUGUCAUAGACAAAGUCACACGAAAUCAGUGCCAGGAAUGUCGCUUCAAGAAAUGUAUCUAUGUUGGCAUGGCAACAGAUUUGGUGCUGGAUGACAGCAAGAGGCUGGCCAAGAGGAAGCUCAUUGAGGAGAACCGGGAAAAGAGGCGGCGGGAGGAGCUGCAGAAAUCCAUAGGACACAAGCCGGAGCCCUCAGAUGAGGAAUGGGAGCUCAUCAAAACUGUCACUGAAGCACACGUGGCCACCAAUGCCCAGGGCAGCCACUGGAAGCAGAAACGGAAAUUCCUGCCGGAAGACAUCGGACAAGCACCGAUAGUCAAUGCUCCGGAAGGCGGCAAGGUCGACUUGGAAGCCUUCAGCCACUUUACAAAAAUCAUCACACCAGCAAUCACCAGAGUGGUGGAUUUUGCCAAAAAGUUGCCUAUGUUUUGUGAGCUGCCAUGUGAAGACCAGAUCAUCCUCCUCAAAGGCUGCUGCAUGGAGAUCAUGUCCCUUCGGGCUGCUGUGCGCUAUGACCCAGAAAGUGAGACUUUAACCUUGAAUGGGGAAAUGGCAGUGACUCGGGGCCAACUGAAAAAUGGGGGUCUUGGGGUUGUGUCAGAUGCCAUCUUUGACCUGGGCAUGUCUCUGUCGUCUUUCAACCUGGAUGACACAGAAGUAGCCCUGCUUCAGGCUGUCCUGCUAAUGUCUUCAGAUCGCCCAGGGCUCGCCUGUGUUGAGAGAAUAGAGAAAUACCAAGACAGUUUCCUGUUGGCUUUUGAACACUAUAUCAAUUACCGAAAACAUCACGUGACACACUUUUGGCCAAAACUCCUGAUGAAGGUGACGGAUCUGAGGAUGAUCGGAGCCUGCCACGCCAGCCGCUUCCUGCACAUGAAGGUGGAAUGCCCCACAGAACUCUUCCCCCCUUUGUUCUUGGAAGUGUUCGAGGAUUAGACUGACUGGAUUCAUUCUCGUAAUUCCUACAGCACUACGGGGUGUCAUUUCAUUCCAUUGCCUAGCUCUUUCGAGUCUGUUUGUUUCUUUGUCUCUGUGUUGGGAGGGCUUGUUUGGGGGUAAAGGGAGGUGUCCUUGGCAAAGACAUGGAUGAAAUUGCCCCUUGAAUGUGGGUACUUGUAGCUGUUGCAUUGUGUCCCCCAGUCCUUUGAUGUGAAAGCUUUGAAGGUUUUACAGUUGUGGAGGUAGAGAGAGAGAGAGAGAGAGAGAGAGAGAGAGAGAGAGAGAGAGAGAGAGUCAUUAUUUCACCAGCAUCAACCCAUCACCAGCUCCACCUGUCCCUGGUCAAGUCUCCAGCCAGCCACAUGGCACAUAGAAGACUAAGGAAAAGCCUUAAAACCGGAUAAUAUGACCGUCUUGAUCCAGUCUCAUAGUCUCAUUCUUUUGGGGGCUCCAGUUAGCAAAGCACAGACUACCGUUGGCCACAUGCAAUUUUUGAGCUUUUAGGGAAACAUUUGAACACAUUUCCAUUUACCUAUCUGUUUUUAGCCCUUAUUCUCUCCUAGCAGGUUCCCUUGGAAUGUGCAGGAAUAUUUAUGUCCUAACAAAUCAGUCAGCCAUUCUAUAUCAUCUUGUGACCUUUUGAUUUAAUUCUAGUAUUAACAAGGGCGUGACUCAAAGACAUGCAGGUGUCUGACCGAUUGAGGCCACAAGAAAAAUAAUUUUCUUGAGUCACCCCAAAGAGAUUAAGAAGAUUCACCAAUGUUAGUGACUCUGCAGUUUCCAAAAAUUCAGAUAGUAUUACCACGAGAUGAAAAAGGCUUCUUCACAGUUUUGGUUCUCAGAAACAUUCCCACAAAAAUGAAACCUAUUUACAGGGUGUCAUCACUUUUCAAUGGCAUCUGAUCUGUCAGCCCAAGCUCCUGAAUUUAUUCCUCCUGGCUGCAUCUUUGCUGAGCUCACAACAGAUUUCCCCGUGGAUCGUGUCUUCUAAUCAAGGAGACAGGAAUAAGCUGAAAUUUGAGUUCUAUUUGGAGGAAUUCUGCAGCAAGAUUGGUGUGCUUUCAUUCUGAGUUGAAACACAGUAUCUGUGUACUGACUGCUUGAGGACGCUUCCUUCUGAUCCAAGAUCCUCAAGCGCUUUGCUCUGUUCACACUCAUCUUCUAGUUCCCCUUCCCCCUCUGACUCUGAAGCACCACAGAGUUCCAUUCUCCCUAAACACUACCAGCCCCAUACUGAUCCUCCUGUCCCUUCAGCUUUCCCCUGACAGGCGCUCUUGGCAGAAAGCUCCUGCAGAGGGCCUGAGGGAAUGCGCUCUCCCCUGCCCUGGCCAACCUGCUAUCCUACUGCCCUCCCACCCAGUGUGGAGGAACUGUCCCAAGAAACCAGUGGUGACACCUCAUCACUUCAGCUUCAGAAAGUGGUUAGAGAAUGUACCCAUGCAAUUGAAUGUACCUCAUUCCUCACUGGCAUAGUAGAUAUAAACUAUUCUUUUGUCUGCCUUUUACUGCCUUACCCUAGAAAUAUUGGGGAAAAUAAGCCAUAUCACUGAGAUUUACCUAAAAACAAAGGAAUGAAAGUCACUGUGAAAACCAAGUUGACUAGUUUCAUUUUAAGCGUGUGGAGCAUAGUUGGCCUAGAAGUCAGGCCAGGUGAGCUCCAGUGUGUACCCUGCUGGUGGGCAGAUUCGGGACCUUGGGUCUUGGCUUUCUUAUCUGAUGAGCAAAUCAAGACCUCCAAAAUCCUCCUCACUCUCAACACCAUGGAAAUUGGAGAAGGGAGGUUCUUCCGGAUGGUUUCUUUCCUUUUCCAAUUUCUAGCUCAAUUACAAAAAGUAUAGCCCAUUUGCAAUUAAGGAAUAUAUAUUUGAUAUGGAUUCAAAGUAAGAAUUAGAUGCAGUACUAGUGAACUACUCAGAGGAAGGAGUGUGCCUUUGGAGAAGGACGGGAACAGUGCUGAAAAUACUAGAAAUUAUUGGAAAUAAUUGGGGUGGGAGGUGAUGUUCUAAAGCAAUUAUACUGGCUUCAGGGAAAAGGAAACAAGAAUAUCACUACAGAACAUGUUAACGAGAGACAGGAAGCAGAUGAAAAGAAUAAAAACAUAAUCAUGACAGUCUCAGCAUGUUACCUGCUUGGCACUGUCUACAGACAGCUGUUGUGAAUUUCUGCUCUCCGGCCAGUCUCGUGCUUGCUGUUAGCACCUCGGCACCUCUGUUACCACACCUGGGGGAGCACGCUGAAAGGUGAACACUCAGCCCUCUGUAGCUCAAGGGGAUGCAAGGGGUUUCUCCACAUAGGGCAAGACAAGCAGGCAGGGUGCUAGACAGGCUCACAGAAGCUGGGGUCCAGAUCAGAAUGCUUUGGGGGUACUGACAUUGGCCAAAUGUAGCUUACAUCCACAGCCAUCUGGCCAUUCCCGGGCAAAGGGGUGUCUGAUCCUCGGCUCCUUAAUCGAUUGCCUUACCCAGCCAAGCACCACUCCAGAAGUUGAAGGAAGGGUGAACACUCGGUGCUGAUAGAACGGGCCUCAGAGUGCUUCUGGUUCAAAGGCAGAGCUUUAAGGACUCAAAGCAUCUUGCCCCUAGUGAUGCAAGCAGCUAAGCUCAUUCCACAUGAAACUGACAGAGCUACUCAAUGCAUCUCAAGAUUCCAUCUGUAAACCUUGAUUGUGAGGGAUUUACCCCUGAUUUUCUUUUCAGUCUUUUUCCUUAUAUUGUCCAGAUGUCCAAAUCGAGUACAGACCUGAUGGAAGUAACUUUCACACCUCUCCGCGCAAGGGGAGACAUUCCGGUAGAGGAGAACACGCCCACACUGUGGGGGUCUUAGUUAUAAAUCUCUCCCCCUUAGGGACCGGAAGGGGUGGGUGCACGCACCAUGCGCUCUUACGUACCUGUGCGCGCGUGUGUAUAAACCUUCAAGUGUACUUCGCGCUUCAACUUAAACGUGCAGUUUUUCCAGCAACAGUGAAAAUAGGAAGCGAUUUCCUUCUUUACGAUUCUGCUCAAAACAUUGCGCGCCACCUCAGAGCUUCGCUAGUCCAGUAAGCUUCAGUCCCCGAUGACAUGCUCGACGUGUUCACGCUCAGCCCUGCGACGCCUCUCACUUGGUCCCCAAGGGACACCCCCUGAGCCUGCAGCACAACCGUCGGGAGGACCUCCAGGCCCGGCCCUGCUCCGGCAACGCUGUUCUCCACCCCACUGCUCCUUGCAAACAGGUGUACAAGCCUUGGCCCCCCGACACUGCCCCGCACCCCAACUCAGCCUCCGCGGGAUUGCUGAGCGCCCUCAAAGCAUGUCAUGUCAAUGAUACAUUUUUACUCUGUGGAACUCUAACCUAUCCGUGUCAUAUUGACCUUUUGCUGCAUGAGUCCUAAAUUAUAAAGUCGGUCUUACGGUUUUUUUGAAAUGUAGCCAAUGUUUGUAAGGCUAAACCUUUUUUCAUAAAUUCAAGUGACUAACCAAGUCGCUGCGCUCCUCGAAAGGAGAGUAAGGAUAGACAGUUGAACCUCUCUGCCCGCUCCAACGGCCAUAGCACCUGGUUCUAAAAUAAGCUCGUAAUUUUUCCUGUUAUUUUAAUAAUAUGGAAAUAUUAGCAUAGUGUUCCUUUUGAUAGUGAUAGAUGGUAAUCCAUAUUUAAAUUUUAUAGAGAAAUUUUAUUGUACUGUGAUGUAGAUAUUUAUUAUCCAGCUAAGGAUUUGCCCAGUGUGUAUUUUUUACAAUUGAAAUAUUUUACUUUAAUCUUUAAAAAAAAUUGCUUUAAACCUUCCCCAAAAAAAAACAGACUAGUGGGAAAAAAAGGUUUGGCCUUAUCACAGAAUUUUUACUGUGCUGUAUAAAUGUUUGCAAAUGCAAAACCUGUGCAUUUCUAGUGUGUUUCCACAUUAACUAAUGCCGCCUUCAAGAGCAAUAUCGUGCAGGUAAAAAAUGCUGUUUGUGGCUUUCUGUUGCACAGUUUAAAGCUGACCCACCUUAUGCACAAGACAAUCAAAUCUCAGUCUGUUCUCCUCAGGAUACAGAGCGUCCUCGUGUAAAUGCUGGAGCACACUGUGGGAGAGAAAAAGACAUUUCACACGUGCAUUGACGCAGGAAUGAUCAGGGCAUGAAAGCUGACGUGACUGUACACUGUUUCUUUCUUUCAACUCUUCCUCACAGACUUGGCUUCUUUAGUUUGGUCAGAGCCAGAUUAGUUCUCCAUGCUUCUUUUCUUUCUUUCUAUACUGUUCUCAUGCCCUGAGGAUCAGGAAAAAAAAAUGCUACAGAAAAGAAGAUUUACACUCAUUGGAAGAUUUAUGUUUUGCAAACAGUGUUAAGUGAUAUUGCUAGAUUGGUAAUAUUUUUCAGCCUAAAACUCUGUUGAAAUCUGUGAUCAAAAUGUUUUAAACUAUUCAAAAAGAAAAUUUGUAUAUUUGGGAAAAAUGAAUUUUUACAUAGCUUUUGUAUGCAGAUAUCAAAUUGUAAUUAUGAAUAUAGUGGGCGUAGAUAAACUCAUAAGCUUAAAUUCUAUAAAAGAAGAAAAAAAGAAAAGCUUAUAAUGGA